AUGUACUCCCCGGACCACCGCAAGGACUGGGAGUCCGUCGAGGACCCAAAGGAGCACCGCGUCUGCGGGUGGUGCUGCGCCUGGACCUCCCUCCUCAUCGGCUGCGUGGUCUUCGCCCUGGUCGUCGCCACCGCCCUCUUCGCCUCCUUCCUCCAGGGCUCCAUGCCGGAGUUCCGCAUCAAGCAGAUGAACAUCUCCCACUUCCAGCUCGUCACCCGCGGAGACCAAACGCUGCUCAACUCCAAGCUCGACCUUAUUCUCAACGCCACCAACAACAACAACAAGUACGACUUCUCCUACGGCACCCUCAGCGUUAGAGUCUCCACCACCGGGGUGGAUCUCGGGAGGGCGAAGAUCGCGCCUUUCAAGCAGCCGCGACGGCAUGCGUCGGUGCUGAACAUGACGACGACGGUGCAGAAGGCGGACAUAAACGAGGAGGACGGGGAGGACUUCAAGUCGGAUUACAAGACGAGGCAAGUGGUGAUAAGCGUGUGGUUGACGGGACACAUUGGGAUCGAUUACAAUACGAUGAAGUUCAGCAAAUUGCCGCUGAAUGUGUACUGCAACAGCAUUAACCAGAUGGCCAUUGACAGCGGCAUCCAGCCCAAGUGCCGCGUCAAGAUGUUCGCGUUCUUAUGA
Molecule: messenger RNA, 639 nt
Organism: Diospyros lotus (date-plum)
Lineage: Eukaryota; Viridiplantae; Streptophyta; Magnoliopsida; Ericales; Ebenaceae
Exons: 1
Coding region: 1-639 (212 amino acids)
Cellular component (GO): plasma membrane
Source: RefSeq, a predicted model, not a curated record